CAAACCUGGCCCCGAACCCUAUCGAUAGAGAGUGCCACCUGAACCACGUCCCCCUUGCACUUGAACCUAGUCUCCACAAACCAAACCUGCGGCGAACAUGGAUAGAUCGACAAUGAGCUGAACUGAACUCAUCCCAAUCCAAUAUUCUUCCAAUUCUCCACUCUUUCAAUCAUGGUUGAGCAAGCGGUGAAGGGCGUAGUACUGGAUGAUUCUGUACUAUUUCUCAAUUCUAAUGGCGACAAUCCCAAUCAUUCAUUGCGACCCGCUACCGAUGCUCUCAUGCGCCACCUCCAGUAUUCCAUGUUUCGAACGGGAAUUUCUUCCAGGCUGGACUCUUCAGAUUGUAAGGAUAUUAUCAAAGAGAAAGCAGAGUCUCACUCAAUAGAUUGCUUCUCCUUGAAUGCAUUUUUAACAGAAGAUGAUAUUAAUGAAAUCAUGCUAUCUUGGGGGGACAUUCGUAACUCCAUCUUGUAUGUCAUCUCAAGUGAGAGGAAGGAUGAUAUAAAACAACUAAUUGAUCAGGGAUGGCCGGUUGUUGUUUUAAAUGUUCAAGGUGACAGUGCAUGUGAAAAUUUGGGAAGGAUUUGUAUUAGCAAGCUAGAAGAGUUGCCUUUGAGUAUCUGUCGCUUAAAUAUGAAGGCAGAUGACUGUAGCCCCAUCGUAGUUGGUUAUACAAUGAAGCCUUCACGUGAACUUGAUUUUGCUAAGAGGGGUGCCUUUCCUCUGUAUCCUACAGACAAUGGGUUGAUUUUCCUGCCCCUGACGUUUGAUCUCCCUUUAUCAUCUCAAUUGCCUGAGGUUGAUAUGAUUCUCCAUAAAGCAACAGAUGAAAUUCUAUAUGUUGAGCUUAGCAACUCUUCAGAUCUCUCUAACAAAAUAACCUACUCCAGUAGAAUGCAAGAAUUGCAAAGGCAUAUUGAAGUCCACCCAGAUUUAUGCGUACUUGACCCACUUAAUAAUAUAAGACCUGUAUUGGAUCGGUUAGAAACUCAACAGAUUCUUCUCAGGCUGGAGGCUCUCAAAUCUGAAGGCUGCAUAAUCAGGGGUCCUUAUUUUCUCAAGGUUGAUAAUUUUAACGAGGCCAUCUUGGUGCAAAAGCUAUCUGAAGCUAAACUCACUCUUCCUUGUAUAGUGAAGCCCCAAGUUGCUUGCGGAGUUUCUGAUGCUCACAAAAUGGCAAUCAUUUUUGAUGUUGAAGAUCUCAAGAACUUGGAUGUUCCUCUUCCAGCUAUUAUUCAGGAAUACGUGGAUCAUUCAUCAACUCUCUACAAAUUUUAUGUGCUUGGUGAAAAGAUUUUUCACGCAGUUAAGAAGUCUACACCAAACACAAGUACACUGACCAAUUUAAACCAAGGUGUUGGACCAUUAAUCUUUGACAGCUUAAAAUCUCUGCCCAUUGUGAAUGAAAGCCAGCAGCAUUUAGAAGGCAAAAGUUCUGACAAAAAAAACAAGAACAUCAAUAUUGAGCUAGUCCAAAAUGCUGCAAAUUGGCUUAGGAGCGUACUUGAUCUUUCAAUCUUUGGUUUCGAUGUUGUUGUUGAAGACAAGAGUGGUGAUCAUGUAAUUGUGGAUGUAAAUUAUCUGCCCUCUUUCAAGGAAGUUCCUGAUGACAUUGCAAUACCUGCUUUCUGGGAAGCCAUCAAGAACAAGUAUGAAAACUUCAAAAGGGCAAGCCCUUAAAGUGUGUUUCUUCUCCGGAUCUUGUGGAGAAUUUGUCUUUCAAGGUAUUAUGAAUAAGAUGUAACUAGUGUUACCUUGUGGAUUAUUAAUGCUCCGACAGGAUUUGGACAGAAUUGAUUUCAAAUUGGAGGAUUUUAAAAGAUGAAAAUGGUUUCAUAUUUCUAUUUGUUUUUGGAACCAAAUUCUGGUUAUGUCGCUUAUAACAUCUAUGGAGAAGAAAGUCAAGAUACUU
This is a messenger RNA of Cucurbita maxima (winter squash), 1912 nucleotides long. RefSeq names its product inositol 1,3,4-trisphosphate 5/6-kinase 4. The coding region runs from base 172 to 1680 and encodes 502 amino acids. The transcript is spliced from 12 exons. Gene Ontology annotation, cellular component: cytoplasm. Gene Ontology annotation, biological process: inositol trisphosphate metabolic process. Gene Ontology annotation, molecular function: magnesium ion binding; inositol-1,3,4-trisphosphate 6-kinase activity; inositol-1,3,4-trisphosphate 5-kinase activity. Lineage: Eukaryota; Viridiplantae; Streptophyta; Magnoliopsida; Cucurbitales; Cucurbitaceae. The record is from RefSeq and is a predicted model, not a curated record.